Coccomyxa subellipsoidea C-169 is the source of this 657-nucleotide messenger RNA. RefSeq names its product putative thioredoxin-like 2 variant 3. The transcript is spliced from 5 exons. Lineage: Eukaryota; Viridiplantae; Chlorophyta; Trebouxiophyceae; Coccomyxaceae. The record is from RefSeq and is a predicted model, not a curated record. The annotation marks the transcript as partial.
GUGGCUGUUUACUUUUGGGCUCCAUGGUCACAUCCCUGCCAACAGCUCGACCUUGUCUUUGCGGAGUUGGCGAAGGAGUACCAGGAUGCCAAAUUCUUGCGGGUCCAAGCUGAGGAGGUGUCUGAAGUCACAGACCGUUUCGAGGUGUCAGUAGUUCCGUACUUCGUAUUACUCAAGGAUGGAGAGGUCGUUGACAAGGUGGAGGGUGCAGAUGCAGCUACGCUUACGCAAGCAGUUCAACAACACUUCUCCCAGGCCAGCACAUCCAAGCCACAAGCAGCAACCUCAGGGCACUUGAGCAGCACGCCAGCAAGGGGAUCCGCCACUGCACCAGCAAGCCCAGAGGAGAGGAUCACAAAGCUAAUGACUGCUCAGUCUGUCAUGCUGUUCAUGAAGGGUUCACCAGAUGUACCUCGCUGCGGCUUCAGCAGGAAGGUGGUGGAUGCACUAAGGUCUGAGGGGGAGGAGUUUGGGAGCUUUGACAUCUUGUCUGAUGAGAUUGUGCGACAAGGCAUCAAGAAGAUCUCUGAUUGGCCCACAUUUCCGCAGCUGUAUGUCAGGGGAGAGCUCUUGGGUGGCUGCGACAUUGUAAUGGAGCUGAAGCAAGCAGGUGAGCUGAGGGAUACCAUUGAAGAGAUGAAAGCCAGGCUGGGAUAG